This is a messenger RNA of Sinocyclocheilus rhinocerous, 384 nucleotides long. RefSeq names its product aarF domain-containing protein kinase 4-like. The record is from RefSeq and is a predicted model, not a curated record. The transcript has 3 exons. Bases 115 to 384 code for a protein of 89 amino acids. Lineage: Eukaryota; Metazoa; Chordata; Actinopteri; Cypriniformes; Cyprinidae.
UAUCAAUUAGCGGAUGCUUUCCGUCUCCGGUAGUGGUUGCAAAACAGACAGAGGUGUGUGGAGUGGAAAGGACACUUCGCAUAGACGCUGAGAAGAAUCUAAUCUCUCAACACGAUGUUGUUGUCAGAAGUACUCCAGGUGUUGAGGGGUGCCGGCAAGGUGGGUGCUGCCUUUGCCACCAUUCAGGGUGAACAGCUUAGACUGAUGGCCUGCAACUCGACCUUUGGUGCAGGGGUCAAAGCUGCACAGGAGGCGGUUGAGGGCGUAAUGGGAGCAGGCGUGGCGCCCAAGACUGAGGAUUUCCCUGACAUUGAGAAGUGGGAGGAGAUGGACCCGGAUGAAGCAGCAAAGUGGACAGUCGGCUCCUUGAGAUGCCUGCUCUGA